Molecule: messenger RNA, 1725 nt
Organism: Penicillium waksmanii
Lineage: Eukaryota; Fungi; Ascomycota; Eurotiomycetes; Eurotiales; Aspergillaceae
Product: pyridoxal phosphate-dependent decarboxylase family protein
Exons: 2
Coding region: 1-1725 (574 amino acids)
Biological process (GO): carboxylic acid metabolic process
Cellular component (GO): cytoplasm
Molecular function (GO): pyridoxal phosphate binding; carboxy-lyase activity
Source: RefSeq, a predicted model, not a curated record
AUGUCGGAGAUCUCGUCAUCUAGUCGCGCCGAUGAGGUGCAAAAUCUCUUGAAAGCCGUCGAAGAUCUCCUCAUUCCCUUUAUCCGAGCUGCCGACGAGCCGACAGUCAUCCCGCAAAAGAAUGGCACCAAUGGCACGAACGGAACGAACGGAACGAACGGAACGAAUAGUGCAAACGGGCACUCAUACGGAGCAUCCCUAGUUGACUAUAGAAAGCCUGAGGAGCUCCGAGAUAUCCUUCAACUCGAGAUCCCCGAACAAGGUCGACACCAAGACGGUCUGAUCGAAGUGUUGCAGAAAGUCCUGAAAUACUCGGUCAACACCUGGCACCAGGGAUUUCUAGACAAGCUAUAUGCCUCGACGAAUGCCCCCGGUGUGGCAGCAGAAUUGAUCCUUGCCGCGUUGAAUACCAAUGUCCAUGUUUACCAAGUCUCGCCCGCGCUGACGGUCAUCGAGAAAUAUACCGGUCAGCGACUCGCGACUCUUUUUGGAUUGAACGGACCGCGCGCUGGUGGAAUCUCGGUGCAGGGUGGCUCGGCUUCUAAUACUACCUCCAUCGUUAUUGCACGCAAUAAUCUCUAUCCUAGUACCAAGGAGGACGGUAACGGUGGCUACAAGUUCGUGCUGUUCACCAGUGUCCAUGGCCAUUACAGUGUGGAGAAGGCCGCACAAAUGCUUGGAUUUGGUAGUCGAGCUGUUUGGGCUGUGCCAAUUGACAAGUAUGGCCGUAUGAUUCCUGCAGAAUUGGAGAAGCUGGUUCAGAAGGCUCAAAGUGAGGGACGAACCCCGUUCUAUGUGAAUGCCACAGCUGGAACGACAGUAAUGGGCUCUUUUGAUCCAUUUGAGGAAAUCGCAGCAAUCUGUCAAAAGUAUAACUUAUGGUUCCAUAUUGACGGGUCUUGGGGUGGCUCGUUUGUUUUCUCGCAGCGACAGAGGUAUAAACUGGGUGGCUCUGAGAAAGCAAACAGUAUUGCGAUCAACCCACACAAAAUGCUCGGAGUUCCGGUGACAUGUUCAUUCCUUCUGGCAUCCGAUAUGCGCCAGUUUCAUAAAGCGAACACGCUUCCCGCGGGAUACCUCUUCCACAAUGAGGAUACCGAGGUCACUGCAAAUGGGGAUGGGCACGACGCGGAACUAGAUGUGGACUCCCCCGAAAUCUGGGACUUGGCGGACCUAACUUUGCAGUGUGGUCGUCGUGCCGAUUCUUUGAAGCUAUUCCUGGGCUGGACAUACUACGGAUCCGAGGGGUAUGAGCAGCAAAUCGAUACUGCUUGCGACAUUGCCGCUCACCUGGCAACUCUCGUUUCGAAGAACCCGAACUUUAUUCUCGUCAGCGAGAAUGCGCCGCCGUGCUUGCAAGUUUGUUUCUACUAUGCUCCUGGCAAGGAGUUUGUAUACUCGCGGGAAUCAGACAUCGUUUCGAACGAAGAGCAGCGGGGCAAGAAUAACAGCAAGGUUACCGAGCAGAUUACACACGCCAUCGUUCCCAAGGGCUUCAUGGUGGAUUUCGCGCCUCCUAGUGGGGACGAGAAUGCUGUUGGAAGUGGCAAGUUCUUCCGAUGUGUCGUCAAUGUCACCACCAGCAAAGAGACGGUGGAGUCUCUUGUACGUGCCAUUGAGGAAGUUGGACCAGGUAUUGUCGAGUCCUUGAAGGUGACUACGCCAGUCGUUCCUCUGAAGCGACUGGUUGAACAUGGACAUGGGCCUGUUGUUCACCACACUUGA